Molecule: messenger RNA, 3636 nt
Organism: Solanum dulcamara
Lineage: Eukaryota; Viridiplantae; Streptophyta; Magnoliopsida; Solanales; Solanaceae
Product: serine/threonine-protein kinase BRI1-like 2
Exons: 1
Coding region: 115-3498 (1127 amino acids)
Biological process (GO): protein phosphorylation
Molecular function (GO): protein kinase activity; ATP binding; protein binding
Source: RefSeq, a predicted model, not a curated record
AAAAAAAAACACAAUCAUCUUCCAACACUCACUAAAGCUUACUCUCUAAGCUCUCUCUUCUUUCAUCUUUCAUCUUUUCUAUCUAUCCAUCUAUCUAUUUUCUCUAUAUUGAUCAUGGACAACACCAAUUCAAAGCAUUUAACAUUGAUCAUUUUCUUGGCUUUUGUCUUGAUUCUUGUAUCCGAAAACACGGUUGCUUCCUCCAUUAAAACUGAUGCUGAAUCACUCUUGUUGUUCAAGAAAAUGAUACAAAAAGACCCUUCUGGUGUUUUAUCAGGAUGGCAAGAUAAAAAUAAUCCAUGUUCAUGGAAUGGUGUAACUUGCAAUAGUCUUGGAAGAGUUACAAAUCUUGAUCUUCAACAAUCUGAACUUGUUGGAGAGGUUUCUUUUUCUCCUUUCAAUUCUCUAGAUAUGUUAACUGUCCUUAAUCUGUCUUCUAAUUCCUUCUAUGUAAAUGCCUCAACAUCUUUAAGUCAGCUCCCUUAUAGUUUGAAACAACUUGAACUUUCAUUCACUGGCUUAGCAGGCUUUGUACCUGAGAAUUUCUUUACAAAAUGCCCAAAUCUUGAAUAUGUUAGUCUUUCUUUCAAUAACAUAACAGGUUCUUUGCCUCAGAAUUUCUUGUUGCAUACUGAUAAGUUGCAGUAUCUUGCAAUGGACUAUAAUAAUCUCACAGGUUCAAUUUCUGAUAUCAAGAUUGAGACAUGUAAUUCCUUGUUACGUCUCGAUUUGUCAGGGAAUCAGAUAAUGGAUUCAAUUCCUUCUGCUUUAUCUAAUUGUACAACACUUGAAGAAUUGGUUUUGGCUGAGAAUUAUUUCUCUGGUUCAAUUCCAACUUCUUUUGGUGAGCUUAAAAGCUUGCAAAGAUUGGAUCUUUCUAAGAAUCAUUUAUCUGGUUGGAUACCGUCUGAAUUAGGAAAAUCUUGUAGUUCACUUGUGGAACUAAAGCUUUCUAAUAACAAUAUUACUGGUUCUAUUCCUAAUUCCUUCUCAUCAUGUUCUUCUCUACAGAAUCUUGAUUUGUCGAACAAUAAUCUAACCGGUCCAUUUCCUGAUUCCAUCCUACAGAAUUUAGGUUCUUUAGAGAUUUUGCAAAUGAGUAGUAACAAGAUUUCUGGUUCAUUUCCUGCUUCCCUUUCAUUCUGCAAGAAACUCCGUGUCGUAGACUUUAGCUCCAACAUGAUCAAUGGGAUAAUUCCACCAGAUUUAUGCCCUGGAGCUUCUUCAUUGGAAGAGCUGAGAGCACCAGAUAAUUCACUUUAUGGUCCAAUUCCAUCUCAACUGUCUCAAUGUUCACAGCUUAAAACAAUUGAUUUUAGCUUGAACUAUUUGAAUGGUUCAAUUCCAUCAGACUUAGGAAAACUUGAGAAUCUUGAGCAGCUUAUUGCUUGGUACAAUAGUCUGGAAGGGAAUAUACCAGCGGAGUUGGGAAAAUGCAGCAAUUUGAAGAAUCUUAUUCUUAAUAAUAACUACUUGAGUGGGAAAAUUCCUGUUGAAUUAUUUAAUUGUGGUAAUCUUGAGUGGAUUUCCCUCACAAGUAAUGGACUAAGUGGUGAGAUUCCUAAAGAAUUUAGCCAUCUUUCAAGGCUGGCUGUUUUGCAACUAGCAAAUAACAGCUUGAGUGGUCAGAUUCCAAGUGAAUUGGUGAAUUGUAGUAGCUUGGUUUGGUUGGAUUUGAGCAGCAAUAGGCUAACGGGGGAGAUCCCACCGCGACUUGGUAGGCAGCAAGGAGCUAAAGCAUUGAGUGGGAUUCUAUCAGGUAACACUUUGGUGUUUGUUCGAAAUGUGGGAAAUUCGUGCAGAGGUGUUGGAGGAUUGCUCGAGUUCUAUGGAAUUCAUCCUGAAAGGCUUUUACAGGUUCCAUCACUAAAGAGUUGUGAUUUCACUAGGCUGUAUUCUGGUCCAGUUCUUAGUGCUUUUACUCGGUAUCAGACUAUCGAGUACCUUGAUCUUUCUUACAACGAGCUUCGAGGGAAAAUACCUGAUGAAUUUGGUGACAUGAUAGCUUUGCAAGUUCUUGUUAUAUCACACAACCAUUUGUCAGGAGAGAUUCCUUCAUCACUUGGAGGGCUAAAGAAUUUGGGAGUGUUUGAUGCAUCACAUAACAGAUUGCAGGGUCAAAUUCCUGAUUCAUUUUCGCUGCUUUCUUUCUUGGUGCAAAUUGACUUGUCGUACAAUGAAUUGACAGGACAAAUUCCACAAAGGGGUCAGCUCAGUACACUUCCUGCAAGCCAAUAUGCAAACAAUCCUGGACUCUGUGGGGUUCCGUUGUCCGAAUGCCAAUAUAGCUCACCUGCCACGAAUACAAAUGGAGAUGGAGGAGGAGGAGGAAAAAGAAGCUCAGCUGCAUCUUGGGCUAAUAGCAUUGUUCUUGGAAUUCUCAUCUCCAUUGCCUCAGUGUGCAUUUUGAUUGUUUGGGCUAUUGCUAUGCGCGCAAGGCGAAGAGAGGCUGAAGGAGUGAAAAUGCUUAGUAGUCUGAGUACUAAUUAUGCAGCUUCAACAUGGAAGAUUGACAAAGAGAAGGAGCCAUUAAGCAUCAAUGUAGCCACUUUCCAAAGACAACUUAGGAAGCUCAAAUUCUCACAGUUGAUCGAGGCCACAAAUGGAUUCUCAGCUGCCAGUCUCAUCGGCUCUGGAGGAUUCGGAGAAGUCUUCAAGGCAACAUUGAAGGAUGGAUCAAGUGUUGCAAUCAAGAAACUCAUCAGGUUAAGUUGCCAAGGUGACCGAGAAUUCAUGGCUGAAAUGGAGACAUUAGGAAAGAUCAAGCAUAAGAACCUUGUACCCCUGUUGGGAUACUGCAAGGUUGGUGAGGAAAGACUUCUAGUUUAUGAGUUCAUGGAAUAUGGCAGCCUUGAAGAAAUGCUACAUGGGAAGACAAGAACGCGUGAUAGAAGGAUCCUAACAUGGGAGGAAAGGAAAAAAAUAGCCAGAGGAGCAGCCAAAGGACUCUGCUUCCUUCACCACAAUUGCAUCCCACACAUCAUACACCGCGACAUGAAGUCAAGCAAUGUGCUACUAGACAACGAAAUGGAUGCCAGGGUGUCUGAUUUUGGCAUGGCAAGGCUCAUAAGCGCGCUGGACACACACCUCAGCGUGUCCACACUAGCAGGUACACCAGGAUAUGUACCACCUGAGUACUAUCAGAGUUUUAGGUGCACUGCAAAGGGGGAUGUUUACUCAUUUGGAGUCGUGCUUCUUGAACUCUUAACGGGUAAAAGGCCAACAGAUAAGGAAGAUUUUGGUGACACAAACUUGGUAGGAUGGGUGAAAAUGAAAGUAAGAGAAGGGAAAUCAAUGGAAGUAAUUGAUCAAGAAUUGUUAUCAGUGACUAAAGGGAAUGAUGAAGCAGAAGUAGUAGAAGUUAAAGAGAUGGUAAGGUACUUAGAGAUAACAAUGCAAUGUGUAGAGGAUUUUGCAUCAAAAAGGCCUAAUAUGUUGCAAGUUGUGGCUAUGUUGAGAGAACUUAUGCCUGGAAGUAGUUCAAGCAACAGUGGCUAAACAGCAAACCAAAAAAACCAAAAGGAAAAAAGAGAAAGAUGGUUUUUUUCUCAAGAUUAGUUAUGGAAAAACAAGCCAAAAGAAUGUAAAAUUCUUUCUUCUUUUCUUUGUGCAAGUAUUCAUCUGCAUUUGUACUUA